AUGCAACGUCGUUCUGUUCAACGUGUCGAUCCACAUUAUAAACACAAGCGUCAGUUGAAUAAUAUUAGUGUUCAAAAAUCACGUGAAAAAACUCGUCGUGAGCAUGAAAAAACAAUGAAAUCAAUCAAUCAAUUAGAAGAAGAUAAUGAAAUAUUACUAAGAAAUUUACAAACAUUAAAAGAAGAAUAUGAACAAUUACGAAAUUUAUUUCAACAACAUACUGGAGUCGAUAUUGAUCAAAUGGUAUCAUCCACUUCGAGUAUAACAUCAGAAUUAUCAACAUCAUCAAUUCCAUCAAAAGAAGAAUCCAAAGAAAGUUCAUCAAAACCAGUGUUAACAAUAAAUACAACUGAAGAUCAAUCAUCAUCAAGUAAUCAACUAGAUGCAAAUAAUCUCGAUGGUUCAGUUGUAGUUAUCAAUGGAGUUCAAUAUAAAAUUGUGAGCAUUGAUAAAAAUUAA
Messenger RNA from Rotaria sp. Silwood1, 459 nucleotides. Lineage: Eukaryota; Metazoa; Rotifera; Eurotatoria; Philodinida; Philodinidae. The record is from the annotation of a GenBank genome assembly.